Coccidioides posadasii C735 delta SOWgp is the source of this 1116-nucleotide messenger RNA. The record is from RefSeq and is a predicted model, not a curated record. NCBI's taxonomy places the organism in Eukaryota, Fungi, Ascomycota, Eurotiomycetes, Onygenales, Onygenaceae.
CGGGCGACGAACACCACUCCCAUGUCACCCAGGACAGUGGUCAAUUGCGUUCGCUAUAGUGCUUUGAUUUUUUAUUAUUAACUGAACUUUUGUGAAUGCAUCCCUUCUCCACCGGUGCUAGGACUUGGUUUAACCAUGUUAACAGGAAUUUGAAGAAUUACUUUAGCAAUUGUGAAAAUGGGUUCUCAUAGUGACUUGCCAGCCAUGCAAACAAACCCGAAGAUUAUCUUCUUUACGGACUUUGAUGGCACCAUUACCUUGAAAGACAGCAAUGAUUACAUGACCGAUAACCUUGGCUACGGACAAGAGAAGCGCCGGGCUGGGAAUAAAGCCGUUCUGGAUGGCACGAUUACUUUCCGUGACUCCUUCCGCGAAAUGCUGGACAGUGUCAAGAACCCAUUUGACGAGUGCAUCCGCAUCCUUUGCGACAACAUGAAGCUGGAUCCCUACUUUACCGAAUUCUACAACUGGGCUAAGGCACAUAAUGUGCCCAUCGUCAUACUGUCUUCCGGAAUGGUUCCCAUCAUCCAUGCACUACUCGUAAAGCUUUUGGGCCAGGAGCCAGAUCACAUCCAGAUCGUCGCCAACCAAGUGAAGGCGAGAGAAGGAAAAAGCAUCAACGAGGAAUGGGGCUGGGAGAUCGUUUAUCAUGAUGACAGUCACUUUGGCCAUGAUAAAUCACUUGAGAUCAAGCCAUAUGCCGCUCUUUCGUCUGAUGAGCGUCCUACUCUCCUCUAUGCGGGAGAUGGCGUUUCUGACCUUUCAGCCGCCUCCCAGACGGACUUGCUUUUUGCAAAGAAAGGACAUGACUUGAUCACCUACUGCGAACGCGAAAAGAUUCCGUUUACUGUAUUCGAGGACUGGUCCACAAUUCUGGAAAAGACGAAGGAGAUCUACGAGGGCAGGAUCAAUCCAAAAGUCAUUGCUGAGCAGCAAUUACAAGGCGCAUAGAUUGGCGUUCCCUUGUGACGUUUUUCUUUCUCUGGCUUCAUGCGGCUGUGCCGUUUUGCUGGAGCUAGAAUAAUGCCCUUAUCAGGUUCUUGACUUUCUUUCCUUCUUAGAAGAACCAACCUACAUAGCAUACUUAGACAUUGCUUGACGAAUAGAGAAGACCUA